UGUCUCGCGCUUCCUGCCGCUGCGGGACGAUGCUUCCCGCGCUUCUGCUGGCGCUUGCCGCGCCGUGCGCCGCGUCUUCCCGGCCCGCCUUCCACGUGUCCGAGGACGCCUACCUGAACACGCCGGAGCGCGUGCAGAAGUAUGGCUAUCCGGUGGAGGAGCACUGGGUGACGGGCGAGACGGGCUACGUGAUGCGCGUGUUCCGGGUGCCCCGCGGGCGCCCGCAGUCGCAAACGCAGGCCCAGCCAACAGACGCUGCUCGGCCCGCCAUCUACCUGCAGCACGGCGUCGUCGCCAGCUCCGACAUCUGGCUGCUGCUCGGUGAAAAGUCCUUUCCUUUCGUGCUGGCGGACGCUGGCUAUGAUGUGUGGCUGGGCAACGCCCGUGGCAACGUGUACUCCACCAACCACACGAGGCUGGACCCCAACAGCGAGGAGUUCUGGCAGUUCAGCUGGCACGAAAGCGGGAUGGAGGACCUGCCGGCGGUGGUGGACUACGUGCUGCAGCAGGCGCGCCGGCCGCAGCUGGUGUACGUGGGGCACUCGAUGGGCGGCACCAUGUUCUACGUGCUGGCCUCGCUGCGUCCCGAGUACAGCCGCAAGGUGCGCGCCGCGUUCCUGCUGGCGCCUGCCGUCUUCAUGGCAGACCUCUACAGCCCGCCGCUGCGCGCCGCCGCGCCUGUGGCGCAGUCCAUCGCCGUGGCGUCUAGGGCGCUGCUGAAAGGGCGCACGCCGCCGCUCAGCCUGCCGGUGAACCACCCGGCCACGCUGCUGCCCGCCGUCGUCGCCUACUCCGUGCUGGCCGGCUUCAGCGACCUCGAGGACGAUCACCUGACGAUGGCGGUCUACCUGACGCACGUUUCUCAGGGCGGCUCACUCAGGCAGGUGGUCCACUUCGCACAGGAGAUCCUCAGCGGUCACUUCCGUCAAUUCGACUAUGGCCGCGCGGGAAACAUGCGGCGCUACGGUCGCGCUACACCACCGGACUACCCGCUGGAGAAAGUCGCCAUCCCACACAUGGUCAUGUAUGGCGAUGACGACUGGUACGUCUCCAUGCAAGACGUGAAACGCCUGCAAGACGCUCUACCCAAAAACAUCGUGGAGAUGUACAGGGUGCCCGAGGUCGGCUUCACACACAUGGACUUCAUGUGGGGCCGCAACGCCAGAAGACUGAUCUACGACAAGAUCUUGGCUUCGAUUGUCAACACGGAGCCACCGCUUGACGAGAGGUCUCUGCGGAAGCGACGAAGCAAACUCUCCUGCGCAGGAGGAAAAAGGCGGGACUGAAGACUCAUCGCGUGGGAAGACGUAGACACUUGCCUGCUGAAGAGGAUACAUACUCUUUGUGUUAUAUCUACCUCAUCUCACCUUACUGUGAUGGAAAUACGUACACACUUACGUGCUGAAGCGGAUACAUACUCAAAGUGCUAUAUCUACCUCAUCUGACGAAAGAGCUUCAGAUCGCUAGGCAUGACUGCAUAACCAGCUCGACAAGGCGAUCUGUAGCGAUGGUCGCUUGUACAUUGGUACUAUUAAGAAAUAUGGCAUGGCAGCACUAUACUACCGCCUACUUUAGACCACAGAGUAACAGUUAAAAUCUUGAAACUUCCUGGCAGAUUAAAACUGUGUGCCGGACCGAGAUACGAACUCGGGACCUUUGCCUUUCGCGG
Messenger RNA from Schistocerca piceifrons (Central American locust), 1669 nucleotides. Its product is annotated as lipase 3-like. Gene Ontology annotation, molecular function: hydrolase activity, acting on ester bonds. The record is from RefSeq and is a predicted model, not a curated record. The transcript is spliced from 8 exons. Lineage: Eukaryota; Metazoa; Arthropoda; Insecta; Orthoptera; Acrididae. The coding region runs from base 30 to 1286 and encodes 418 amino acids.